Messenger RNA from Cutaneotrichosporon cavernicola, 843 nucleotides. RefSeq lists its product as uncharacterized. Bases 1 to 843 code for a protein of 280 amino acids. The transcript is spliced from 4 exons. Lineage: Eukaryota; Fungi; Basidiomycota; Tremellomycetes; Trichosporonales; Trichosporonaceae. The record is from RefSeq and is a predicted model, not a curated record.
AUGGUCAACGACAAGUCUCGCGCGCGUACGAGCCCCCCUACCGUCGACAUCAAACCGACCACUCCUCAGCUCGAGGGCACGGAGAAUCGCAAGGGUCAUGUUGCUGACGGGGAUGAGCGCAUCCGCGCCGCCUUUCGUCAAGCCAGUGUGGGCGGCCGCACAGCGCGUACCUCUGCGUCACCAGCCAUUUCAAACAUGUCGGACAGCACGCGAUUCCAGUCGCCUGCCGUGCGCCGCCCCGUCAUGCCCAUGGCUCGCUCGUCCGUGCCGGUGACGCAAGCUUUACCGCCCGCCCUUGAAAUGCAUCUCGACACGGCGGCCACCGAGAUCCAUCACCUCGUGGGUGACCAGCGUGGAGGCACGGGUGCGGUCCUGCUCAUAAUCUUUGACCAAACCGCUGCUCUCCAGGCGGUCCUAACUGCGGGGCCCACGCUCGAAACCCAUGGCGUGGAGUGUCUAUCCUCUUCCUCCACGAAUGCGAAUGUGGUCCGCAUCCUGCAGGCGAUGUACUUGAUGGUCAAUGCAACCCUCAAGACCCUCCCCCGCUCCCAGGCGGGCAAGGACGCGACCGCCCUGGCCGCGUGGUGGGGCCCUCACCGCGCCCACCUCGCCUCCGUUGGGGGGAGUGCAAUUACGGAUGUCCCCAUAUCGGAAGCCGCUCGCGUGUUCGAGAUCGCGUCGUUUGAGUGGCUCCGUCCCGGCUCGCUGUCGACUGUUGCGAGUCUCAUUAGCGCACAGUAUGGCAUGCAGGUCCGUGGGAACGACGUGCGCGACCUGGUCGAGGCGGUGGUUGGGACUUCGCGCGCGCUUGUGGCUGAGUGCUGGAAGAAGGGAAAGAAGUAG